UUAGCACCAUUUAGACAUAGCACGGAGUCAAAACUCUGGUAUUUACGUAACUUACCAGAUAUAGGCUAUCCUCAACCAGCUUGAGGCAACAGAACGUUAUUUUGGUAUCCGCUUCCUCCCACAGGAAAUCCUGUUCAUAUGGGUGUAAUGUGUUUAACGGUUUCAGGGCAGAUCCAUCACUGUCAUACUGAAAAUCUAUAUCUCUCUAAAGUCUCAUGGGUGGAGGUUUAGUAUUGUGACCAAAUAACCCAUUUUGAAUCUCUUUGUUGCACUGAAUAUAUAUAUACACAUAAGAUUUGUGUUUAAUUCUCUUUCCAAGACACAGGAAUUGCUACUUUGUUACGUUUCAUUACUAAAUAAUAUGAUAUGGCAAGAAUCACGACAAUUAGUUAAAUAUUAAUUUCUGUGUUCCAUUAUAGUCCUAUAGUUUCAACUAAGUAACUUGGACCUGUAAUGAAUAAAGGACAGAAGAAACAGCAUAGAAGCAGCUGGGAUUAAAACAGUGCUCUCGAGCGUAGCAUGAACAAAAGCUGCUUUGUCUGUGGUUAAGUUUUUGUGCAGACAGCAGUGAAGAGAAACAUGAGGCAGAAAUAGGAAUUCAUGGAAGAUAUUUAGCAAAGAAAAAAAAACAGCACUGUUGAGCAGCUGAAUUCCUUUUUUACAGACACCAGUAAAACUUUGGAGAGGGACGGGAAGUCUUCCCUUAGAGGAGAGGAGGAGAAAGAUUCAAAUUUCAAGACGGCCUCCCUCUUCCUCUCCACACACACACCCACCCACCGCUUCUUGAGAACACAGACAAGGGAGGAGGAGAUGGGAGUUUACUGGCCACAGAAGAAACGGAAAACACGAAAUCAAGAUUUCAAAAACCUCACAUUCAAAAUCAGACCUCUCCAGGUUUUUUUUUUUUCCUUCUGGAAACUGAAAGGCAACCAGCAGGGAGAUGCCCCCCGAGCAGCAGUCACACCAGAGCAGCCUCAGCAUAAACAAAGUGUUCCUGAAGAGCUUCAUUGGAAUCCUGAGGCUACUGCAGAUCCUGCUCGGAGCCGUGCUCUGGACAACCAUUGCCGCCAACAAGUAUGAGGGCUCCGUUCACUUUGUUCUCUUCGUGUCCGUCUUCUUCUGGCUCCUGACCCUGGCUCUUUACGUUCUCACCCUCCUGGAUAAGCAAGACUUGGUCCCCCUCUUGGGUGGAGACAGAUGGUUGCUAAGCAACACAGUGCAUGACCUUUUGGCCACUGUGCUUUACUUUGCAGCCCUGGGCAUUAUGAUCUACAAGACGCAGAAGAACAGUUUCUGCAAUUUGGAGCAGUACAGGCACCACUGUCUGUACAAGGCGUACCUGUCAGCCUCAGUGUUCUCCGGUCUCUGUGCCGCCAUUUAUCUCCUCUCUGGAAUUUAUGGUUCCUGCAGGAAGUGCAGGGGGGAUCAGACUUUGGUUGCGACUUAAAACAACUACAGGAAGGAGCGGAGGUUUAGCAUUCCAAAGGAAACUGAUUUCUCAAAAAAAGACGCUUGUUUUCCUGUUUUUGCACUGUUGGCAUUUUGCGAAAGAAAAAAAAAAUUGCCGCUUUUCUUAAGGCAGAAGCUUUGUUCAAGAUUCAUAUGCAUACAGGUUUGCUAAUUGAAAUGUCUGAAUGAUCUUUUUAAUUUUUUUCAUAAGAAAAUAAAACACGCUUAAUACAUUUUUUGUCUGAAAAUAAUUUUAACUUUAAUUUGUAAGGAAAAUCUGCCAAUGUCUUAAAAUUGAAAUAAAUAUUAAAAUAAUGGUUUAGGUAAUAUAGUCCUGAGUAAUUAACAGGUGAUAUUGUUGAAUUUUCUUGAAAACAAUGUGGUAAAUUCGUUAGCCAAUCAUUAGCCAAACUACAUUUUAUCAAUGUAUACACUCAGUAUUAUUACCACAGAAUUUGAUUCAGUGUAUGGCAAGGAAUGUAUCAACAUGAGUCUAGAAGACACUGCUGUAAAUAUACAGUUCCUAUUUUUCUAAGAGACAUUUAAGAAUUAAAUGACAAAUAAAGGCUCAUAAAAACUACUCUUACUAGUUCAUUUUAACUCUGCAAGCCAAGGCAGUGUCCUUUGCUGUCAGUACAUGUCAAUCUGGACACACAGAAUGUGAAGGCAUGCAGCACUAGUAUGACUGUUUUCCUAAAUUAUUGACAAGGAUUGUGAACAUGUAAAUAACAUGAUGAAGUCUCACAAGUUGUGUUUAAUCUUCAGUUUCAACUAGCUGGCAGAUUGGUAUUUUGCAGUUAGUUUUUUGUGUUUAAAAAAAAAAAAGUUGAUUGUAGACUAAUAUGUGUGGUGAGGCUGAGGGCCUUUCUCUACAUGAAACCAUUUCAAAGAGUCCACCUUAAUAAAAGCAGUGAGUGAUCUGGGCGGCUUUGUGAUUGCUCUUCACGGCUGGGUGGAAGAGAAUCUGGUCAAUUCACCAUGCCCAUCUGCUGAUCCCAUUAAAGCUACUGAGCUUGUGCAUUUACAGUAAAGGGGGUCCCAAGGGAGCCAUCCUGGCUAACCAUUUCACUCCUGGAAAAUGUGUUCAGUGUUACAUUAGCAAACCUGUUUUUUUUCUGGACUUUGAGCGAUUCAUGUCCACACAAACGUAAAGGGCAGAAAGACAAAUGGACAGGACUCUCAUCCACACUCCUGCAUUGGAUCCAUGCUAACCAACCUGGCAACCCUUUCUCAAAACCAGACUACUACUGCUGACUGAAGACCAGUACAAGCCAGCGAUCAGUUUGAAAUUGGAAUGAAAGUAUGCUGAUUCUAUGGAGGAAGGAGAUUCUCUCCUAACAGCAUGCUUAUUGUAUUUAUUCCAGCUGCACAUUAAGAUGUUCCUGAUAAAUCAAAAGCUCUCUCUCACUUUUUAAACGGCUCACAAUUAUAAACUCUUAUCCUGCAGCUUCAGUGACUUGCCUCCCCCCACAGAGCAGAUUAUUGCUAAUUAGGUGUUUACACUAAGAUCUCAGUUUUGUUCAAAGCUGAUAUCACUGUGUGCCAGAAGUUAUAUUAGUACAACUAGCACCAACCUUUCGCAAUGUAAAUCUGUAUUUCUCCAGAUUGCAGUAACCUAAUCCCAGAAGAAUAUCUCUUUAGGUUCUGCAUGCCAACACAUGUGGCAAAGUGCCCAGUCCCUGUGUAUAUUUUGUUAAUGUUGGUGUAUAGUCAUUGGUACACGGGAUAUA
Messenger RNA from Polyodon spathula (Mississippi paddlefish), 3179 nucleotides. RefSeq names its product MARVEL domain-containing protein 1-like. The transcript has a single exon. Gene Ontology annotation, molecular function: structural constituent of myelin sheath. Bases 941 to 1447 code for a protein of 168 amino acids. Gene Ontology annotation, cellular component: membrane. Gene Ontology annotation, biological process: myelination. The record is from RefSeq and is a predicted model, not a curated record. NCBI's taxonomy places the organism in Eukaryota, Metazoa, Chordata, Actinopteri, Acipenseriformes, Polyodontidae.